AUGGCACGUCCUCGGGCACAUUCGGGGGCCGAUGGCCCCAAAGAGCCACACGCGGUUUCGUUGAAAGUGCUCCGGCUAUCGCGGCCUUCCUUGUCCUAUCAGUACCCUCUCCCAGCAUCGAAUGCAAAUAUCUCUGGUAAGGCGUCGUUGAGUUAUCCUUCUGACAACACCGAUGAUCGCUUUAUUCUUACUCCUAACUUGACACUCCCUCCUGCCUUUGGAUCCGCCUAUGUCGGAGAAACAUUCGCGUGUACCCUCAGCGCGAACAAUGAGCUCUCGGAGGAUGACCCCUCGCGCGUCCUCACGUCGGUCCGCAUCGUCGCAGAAAUGCAGACUCCUUCACAAGUCGCAUCGCUGGACCUAGAACCCGCGGAUGAUUCGUCUGCGCAGGACGGGCUACGGAAAGGACAGUCCCUACAAAAGAUCGUUCGCUUUGAUCUCAAAGAGGAGGGGAAUCACAUUUUAGCGGUCAGCGUCAGUUACACGGAAACCCUAAUCGGCUCCGACUCGCAGGCGGCCAGCGGGCGAGUAAGGACAUUCCGCAAACUAUACCAGUUCGUUGCACAACCCUGCCUGAGUGUCCGGACGAAGUCGUCCGAACUGCCGCCGUUGGAGGUUGACAACAAAACUUUGGGACCCUACGGGAAAACUCGAUUGCUCCGAUUUGCUCUCGAGGCACAAUUGGAGAACGUGGGCGAUGGUGCCGUGGUAGUCAAGCAAACAAAACUCAAUCCGAAACCCCCAUUCAGGGCGGUUUCCUUGAACUGGGACCUGGAGCGACCCGAUCAGUCCGAUUCGCAGCCACCUUCCUUGAAUCCACGCGAUGUCCUGCAGGUUGCAUUCCUUGUUGAGCAGGAGGAAGGACAACAGGAAGGGUUGGAGUCUCUGCAGAAAGAUUUGAAACGGGACGGGCGAGCCGUCCUUGGACAACUAUCCAUAGAGUGGAGGGGGGCGAUGGGGGACAAAGGAUUCUUGACCACCGGCAAUCUACUCACGCGACGACGAACAUGAGACUGCCCGUUCUUGCAUGAUAUCAUCAUUCGUGUGGACACCUGGCUCACCAAGGUGAAACAGUUGUGGCUAUGGAGUGAACGCAGUUCGCGCAGUUCCCUGUGUCAGGUGGAUGCACCGAAGGAUGCCAGCGGGCGGAAGCUCUGUCGUUGCCCACGACGCAGCCAAGCUCUCGAUGUUUCACCAGUAUCACGGAUGCAACCGAUGCAGCAGCAGCCACGUCGGAUCCCCCUCCGGUGCUGUUACACGCACUCCCGGGGGUUGUUCAUGUAGCAAUCAGACAGCCAAAAGUACGGGCUAAAUCUACAAGCUUCCGGAUCCG
Aspergillus steynii IBT 23096 is the source of this 1333-nucleotide messenger RNA. RefSeq names its product trafficking protein particle complex subunit 13. The record is from RefSeq and is a predicted model, not a curated record. Gene Ontology annotation, cellular component: TRAPPIII protein complex. The transcript is spliced from 5 exons. Bases 1 to 1011 code for a protein of 336 amino acids. Lineage: Eukaryota; Fungi; Ascomycota; Eurotiomycetes; Eurotiales; Aspergillaceae.